AUGACUGUAAUUUAUUUUAUUUUUACAUUUUUUAUUGUUCUUAUUUUGAGCUGUUUCAUGAUGGUAUAGCGAUUUAAACCGUGUUUUUUAACUGUCCUGUUUCAAUGCAGUUGCACAGUUAAACAUGUUAACACACAUAAUUUUAAGCAUACAGGCCACACAUUAGCGCUGGUGCCUAAAUUAACCGAGCCAAACAAAUCACAUUACAAUUUGUUUAUUUUGUUUUCUUUUAAAUGAACCACAUUCCACAAACCAAAGUGGAUCCAUUCCUUGUUUUUCCCCAACCCACCCCGCGUCUUGCCUGUUCCGACAGUCCCGCACUGGUGCUGGUCAUUUGAAAAGACGCUGUUGUGGAGACACCAGUCAGGUUGUUGGGGUCCUUGUAGUCUCAGUGCAAACAAGCAGGAUUAUUUCAGAUCUUUACGGAACAUUCUACGGAUGGACGAUCGGCAUCUGAGGAUCUUCCAUGCGAGUGAGAGUGGAUCACUUCACUGACAACGUGGAGCCUCUGAAGUGACGAGAUAGAAGAUUCCUCUGCGCAGCUCUGGUCACCAUGAGCGCCUGGGUGGUGCAGAAGAAAGGGGAGCCGCAGUACCGUCGCCACUUUCUCACGGACAACAGCAACUUCCAUUUGGAACGAUGCAUGAGUGUGAUGCAGUCCGGGACACAGAUGGUAAAGCUGAAGGCGGGAUCGAAGGGACUCGUCAGACUCUUCUACCUGGAUGAACACCGCUCUUGCAUUCGCUGGAAACCCUCACGCAAGAGCGAGAAGGCCAAGAUCACCAUCGAUUCCCUGUACAAAGUGACGGAGGGCAGUCAGUCCGACAUCUUCCAUCGACAUCCUGAGGGCAGUUUCGACUCGACCUGCUGCUUCACCGUCUACCAUGGAAACCACAUGGAGUCCCUGGACCUGGUCACGUCCAAUUCCGACGAAGCCAGGACCUGGAUCACUGGCCUCCGAUACCUGAUGGCAGGGAUCAGCGACGAGGACUCUCUCGCAAAGCGCCAACGAACUCACGACCAAUGGAUGAAACAGACGUUCGAGGAGGCCGAUAAAAACGGCGACGGGCUCCUGAACAUCGAUGAAAUCUAUCAACUUCUUCAUAAACUGAACGUUAACCUGCCAAGGAGGAAGGUCAAGCAAAUGUUCCAGGAAGCGGACACAGACGACCAGCAGGGCACACUGACUUACGAGGAGUUCUCCGUCUUCUACAAGAUGAUGUCGCUCAGACGUGACCUCUUCCUGCUGAUGAUGGCCUACAGCGACAGGAAGGACCAUCUGACCGCGGACGAGCUCGCCAACUUCCUGCGGAACGAGCAGAAGAUGUCCAACGUGACCCCAGAGUACGUCGACGAAAUCAUCGAAAAAUUUGAGGUUUCCGAUGAAUACAAACAAAAAGGCGUCAUGGGGAUUGAAGGUUUCACCAGCUUCAUGCGCAGUCCCACAUGUGACAUCUUUAACCCUUUGCACCAUGAAGUGAAUCAGGACAUGGACCAGCCGCUCUGCAACUACUUCAUCGCGUCCUCCCAUAACACCUACCUGACGGGGGACCAGCUCCUGUCUCACUCGAAGACUGACAUGUAUGCCUGGGUUCUGCAGUCGGGCUGCCGCUGCGUGGAGGUGGACUGCUGGGAUGGUCCUGAGGGUGAACCCAUGGUGCAGCACGGUUACACCCUGACCUCCAAAAUACCCUUCAGGUCCGUCAUCGAAACCAUCAACAAAUACGCCUUCGUCAACAACCAGUAUCCAGUUAUCCUGUCCAUCGAGAACCACUGCAGCAUCCAGCAGCAGAAGAAGAUUGCUCAGUACCUCAGGGAAGUCUUCGGGGAGCGGCUGGACGUCGGCGAGGCUCUGAGCGGAGACUUCAAAACCUUGCCCAGUCCACAGAGUCUGCAGGGCAAGAUCCUCAUCAAAGGGAAGCGUCUUCCCGCCUAUCUGUCUGCCGAUGCCGAGGAGGGGGAGGUGUCUGACGACGACAGCGCGGAUGAAAUUGAGGACGACUUUAAACUGAAGAGCAGUAAUGGAAACGGCCAUCACCAGGUGGAGUCUCACAUCAGAAAGAAGCUGGACUCUCUCCUGAAGGAGUCUCUUAUUGGGGACAAAGAAGACACCGACAGCUUCAGCAUCCGAGCGCUGUUGCGAGCCACUCACCAGGGCCUUCAGAAGAACCUACGGCAGAGCUCCAAGGGAGUUCUGAAGAAAUCCCAGAGCAGAUCUUUCAUCACGACGCUGAAGCAGAAGAGACAUUCCAAAUCCAGGCUGUCGUGCCAAAGCGUGGAGAAGGAAGAUGACGAGCCGGAGCGACCCGGGAGGGAAGCUGGAGGACAGUUCAACAGAGGAGGACGGAAGAGGAAGACGAUGAAGCUGAGCCGAGAUCUGUCCAACCUGGUGGUGUUCACCAACUCCGUGGCCUCUCAGGAGUGUUUGAACGAAGGGACUCCGAGCGAUGUCCUGUCCUUCAGCGAGACCAGAGCCCAGUCUCUGGUCCAUCACAGAACAGAGCAGUUUCUGACGUUCAACCAAAGACAGCUGUCAAGGAUUUAUCCCUCGGCCUAUCGCAUCGACUCGUCCAAUUUCAACCCGCAGUUCUACUGGAAUGUGGGCUGUCAAUUGGUUGCUCUCAACUACCAGACCGAAGGCAGAAUGAUGCAGCUCAACAGAGCAAAGUUCAUGGUGAACGGAGGCAGCGGCUAUGUCCUCAAACCCCCUCCCAUGUGCAAAGGCUCGUUCAAUCCAUUCAGUGAUGACCCACUUCCUGCCUACCCCAAGAAGCAGCUCAUUCUCAAGAUCAUUAGCGGCCAGCAGCUACCCAAACCGCCGGACUCCAUGCUGGGGGACCGAGGAGAGAUCAUCGAUCCUUUCGUGGAAGUGGAGAUCAUCGGUUUGCCGGUGGACUGUUGCAAAGAACAGACGCGAGUCGUCGACGACAACGGGUUCAACCCAGUCUGGGAGGAGACGCUGUCCUUCACUCUCCACAUGGCUGAGGUGGCGUUGGUGCGAUUCCUGGUCUGGGACCACGACCCAAUCGGGCGGGACUUCAUUGGUCAACGGACAGUGGCCUUCAGCAGCCUCAUGCCUGGCUACAGACAUGUUUACUUGGAGGGGCUGACGGAGGCGUCCAUCUUUGUACACGUGUCGGUGCAUGACGUCUAUGGGAAGUGGAGCCCUCUAGUCCUGAACCCCAGCUUUACUAUAAUGCACUUUCUAGGAUCUAAUAAGGGGGGUCAGCUGCGAGGGAUCCGCGGCUUCUUCAACCGUUCUUCCAAGUCCUCUGUGGACACCAAUUCAGGCGGCCUUCGGAAGCGUUCCAUCAGCGACCACCUUCUCAGACGCACGGCCAGCGCGCCCGCGAAGGGUCGCAAGAAAACCAAAAUGCCGCUCUCGGAGUCUGUGGCUUCCAUUUCGGAGCAGAAAAACGGAACGAGCGUCGGAGCGGUCGGAGAGGGAGUGUCCGGGAAGGAAGGAGCGGUGGAGAAACGUGCUCCGCCCCGAGCCCCGCUGACCCACAGACCCAUAUCCAUGCCUUUAGACAGGCUUCUGCAAGGACAGCUGACUCUGUGCUCGCAAGAGGAGCAGCAUGAUAACGGGGCAGACAGUAUCACUGGCCAUUUCCCCUUCCACAGACCCAGAUCUUCAAGCGUGGACCACGUGUGCAAAUCACCCACCUCAUUUGAGCGGAACACAUCGACUCCUUCUAAGUUUUACAUCAGCAGAAUCGCAGAAGAGUCUUCCUACUUGGUCAUUGGUGGAGAAGAGCUCAGAAAAGAAGACGACUAUGCCAACUAUCAGAUAGAAGAUAAGCUGAAGUCUGAGAAAAGCUCGAUGAAAAACCAGAUCAGCGCCAACAAAACCGAGACUUCCUCCAACAGCACCACGUUCACAGUCGCACCUUCAGUCUCCUCGUCCUCCUCUUCCUCUGCUCCUUCCUCAGUUGCACCGUUGUCGCCGAUCACCAUGGACUACCGCGUCAAGAGCCCCAGCUCUGUGGAUGAUAGCGCCAUCUCCAGGCUGAUUGAUGCAGUGUCCUUGGGCAACGAGCAGGACACGCGUGGAUCCAUAUCUGCUCUUAUUAGCCAGAUGGACAUUGACCAAACCGGGAUUAGCGGCAGUCCCGCGACUCAUCUCUCCAACAUGAGACCCACAACACCAAAAGAUUUAAGGUCUUCCCAAAGUACAGCAUCUAACGGCGGUGUCAGGAGCACAGCACCUCCUGCACUGCUGUCCAGCCCGGAAACAGCUGAUGCUGAGGAGGUCUACACCAUCCUGGAUGAGGAGAUGCUGUCACCUGGGCCCACGCCCCACACGAAGGCCCAAACAGUACACAUUCAAAUGGAGAGGACUCCGUCUAACAGCCUGAGGUCCUCUCCAGCAAAGGGGGUUCAAUGUUUUGGGAAGGGCUGGAUUGACAGAAACAUCAUGGAGGUAGAGGAGGAGAGUGUGUACGAGGAGGUGUACGAUCCCCCGGAACUUUGGCGAAAGCCCUCUCAAAGUUUUACCCUCAAUCACUACGUUCACAGAAACCCUCUGGCGGAGGUGGAGAUAAAUGUGGACGAGGAUCCCUGUGAGGCGACUUCUCCACACGGGCGUCGCUUUGAGGAACUUUCAAGUCCGACAAAAAGGCAUGCCAUUUACCAAAACAACGAGUCCACCCCUAAGUUCCCCCACCAGCCGAGCAACGGCGAUCCACGGCAUCAGUACCCGGCUCAUGUGUUGAAUGUGACCUUCUCACCGUGUCCCUCCCCACUGGGUCGACCUUCAAACCACCUUCAGCGCUCCGCUAGCUCGCAGGCAUCUCCAUUUCACAGAGCCCCUGAUCUGCGGACCGCCAGUCCUGUCAAUUGCUUUAUGAGUCAAAUGAAUCCCGCAGACUUUACUACCAGUAGAGACUUUAGUUUGUCUGAGGCUCAACAGAGAUGCUUCAAUAACAGUUCUCAUCGAGGCGCUCAAGAACCAAGACAGGCCGAAAGAGAGCACAGCAGGUUUCACUACAAUGGCGUCUCUUCGCCUGACGCUCUUCCAAGAUUUCCUGUAGGGUCAACGAACUCAUGCAGAUCCAGACCUGUGUCGUCCCCUUCUUUGGACUUUCAAUCCCUAUACAGCCAAGUGGACUAUGAAAGUGUUUUAGUCUCUCCCGAGUCAUCCACGGCUAGAAAGUUGAAGCCCAGUCCUCUCAAGUCGCCUCUGAGUCACAGCCAUUCAGCCCACGAUACAAGACCUGAAACCAAAGCCAGGAGGAGUUUACACCCUGCGACAUCACCUUGUCCAACAUCCCUUGAAUCUUCCAACUCUACACCCUGCAAGUCCAAGUCGCUGGGAGACCUGACCUCUGAGGACAUAUCGUGCAACUUCCAGAGCAAGUACCACAUCAUCAGUCGCAGCUUCAUCACGCCGCACAUGAGGAGGCAGAGGAGGAUGGGGUGUCCCGGGGAGGCCGCCGUAGCGUCACCGUCGUGUGACCCCCUCACCGAACAGUUGCGUAAGCUCGUCAGCCUGGACGGCGACGACGUUGAAAAAGACCUUCCGCUGAGUUGCAGAGUAAGUCAAGAAGGGGAGACCCUGAGACCGCGCUCCCAGCCAACACCUUCGACCAGAGAUCUGGAUGACUCCCCUCCACCGCUCACCCGUCGCCUCUCCUCCCGGAGUCAAAGCCGCGUGCGCCACAUCAACAGUCGGGCACGUGAACGGCAACAAGAAGCCCUCAAGCCGCGGACGGGCGUAGUUGUCAACAACUCAGGCGGGAUCGUCUUACGUAGCAAACCGGCGUCCCAGAACCCGCCGGUCAACAGACACUCAACCGGCUCGUACAUUGCUGGUUUUUUAGGCCACUUUGAAGACAGGGGGCUUCCGGAAGGGUCAUGUACGUCGUUGCGUAACGGUAACCUGGAUCAUCACGGGGAUCUGUACUACGCAGGCGACAACGUACAACCUGAUGGAUUGUCCCACUUUCCGUCAGAGCCAGAGGUCUACUUCCUGCUCAGACUUUAGCGAAACUGUCUGAAUGCAAUAAAGUCGUUGAACUUUGUUUACUGUUUCACCCAGCAAGCUGGGGUUGUGGGGUCCACUGCCCAGUGCACAGACAUACUGAGAGCUCCACGGAAUGCACUGGUCCAUCCUCAUACUUCAUGUAGCCCAUAAAAUUCCUUCCCAAAACUUUGUCCUGGACUUUCAUACAUCUUUAUUUUGUCCCUUCUCUAUUUCUGUUGUCCUGUUUAACUUCUUCCCUCCAGCAAACCAGCCCCUCCGCUGAUACUGACACAGUAUUACCAGUGGUUGCACAACACUGGGAUUAUUAUUAUUGGAUUCAUAAUUCAUCCCAGUAGAUUACCUGGUGAGCUGGCAGCUGCUAACAAUUGCGAGGAUGACAUUUCCUCAAAUCCAGGGUAGCACAUUUUCGCAGAAAACUGCUUUCCGUUUCGUUGGGUGAUAACUGCUCUUUGUUUUGAUGUGAACUAGAGCAGCACGUCAAACUGACUUUCUUUGUCUAAACUACAUAUUUUUAAAACAUGCGGGCCACUUGAAAUGACUUGGCAGGCCAGAGUCGGCCCCCUGGCCUUGAGUUAGACACACUUGCUGCAAGGGAAACAAGCUGUUUGGAAAAGAAAACUUACUAUCUGUUACAUAUCGGUUUGUAUUCCUCCAACAUAUGUCAGCAAUAACACAUUUUGGAGAAAGGAAACGGCGGCCUUGGAUGUGAAACAUUUGGACGCACCUAAGGCUCACAGGCUGCCAAAGCCUUCAAACACAACAAAAGAAAGACGUCCGGCGGCCCAGCUCCCUUUCACUCAUGUGGGACCCUUCUUUGUCUUUGCACACAAGUCCACAUCCUCCACCGUCAUCAUCCUUUCAUACAUCCAUGACCUCAUUUCUUCUUUUGUUUUUCUUGGAUUUUCCAUCCCUGACUUUGCGUCCUCCGCCUGAGCCGGACCCCUGUUUUUACUCCUCUCUUCUCUCCUUCUUUUCUCCCAAUAAAGCCUCAUUUAAUCGACCCAACUGACAUCAAAGUGCAACAUUAUGGCGAAGAGUUCAAGAGAUCACUUUUUAUUGAAGAAUGAAUCGGUACAUUUUGCUUUAUAGUUGGCAGUGAUUCUUUUCUAUUCCCUGCCAGUACACUCACAACCAUCCACUGAACUACAGUGAGUUUUUAUUCCUGUAUAAAAGUUAAGUAUAAUCCAUGUGAUGGAUUUAACGGCAUGUGUAUGAAAUGUCCACAAUUUAAUGGUAAAUGGUUUCCCUAGUCUGACGGUGUGAUGUCGAAAUUCUGAUCAAUGUCUUAAUGUACACGGGAAGUUUGCUUCCCUCCAACUGGCUUCCGAAACUGAUUGUACAGAUAUUUUUAACCUUUGUCCCCGUGGUGUCCUGUCAGAAAAAAUAAAACGAAAAUAAAUGCGUACAUUGACAAUGAAGCAAAAAAUAGUAAAUGUUUUUCAGCGGAGCGGGAAUGUCUUUCUUUCUAUCAUGUGAAUGUGUUGUUAAACAGCUAGACUGAAACUGAAUUAGUCACAUGUCCGUCUUCCAUUUAUCUGCCGUGGGAUUCCUUCGUUUUUUUUGUCAGACAACACUAUUCUCUGUUUGAUUCCCGAGUGUUUCUGUUGGCGACGCAAUUGUGCAUGUUACAUGUGAACAUGAAGCAUGACUAUGCACCAGUUUAUACUAGAUUUGUUGCAUCUCUCGACAUCAGCACACAACGAACAAAGUAGUUGCAUUGGAAACAACAACGAAGCAGUAUAUCAGUGCAAUACACGAUACGUGUGUAAACUUCAGUGAUUUAAUAUGUAGGGUUUGAGAUUUGGAGUUUUUUUAUUUUUUUAAUUGCUUUGAUACAGAAUAAUAUUGUGCCGGGUAUAUAUUCAUUUGUUAAAUGAAAAGAUGGACAUCUGUAUCAACUGUACAGGUCUGAGGGGAAGUGGAAAGCUGUAUUUUUUAUUUUCCCUUUCAGUUGUUUAAUGUGAUAAAAAAAAGAGUAUUUUCCCUGACGCUCAUCGUAGCGUAAUGAGCAUUUCCUACCAAUGCAAUAAACAU
This is a messenger RNA of Synchiropus splendidus (mandarinfish), 8020 nucleotides long. RefSeq names its product phospholipase C, eta 1 (gene plch1). The record is from RefSeq and is a predicted model, not a curated record. Bases 554 to 5986 code for a protein of 1810 amino acids. Gene Ontology annotation, molecular function: phosphatidylinositol-4,5-bisphosphate phospholipase C activity; calcium ion binding. NCBI's taxonomy places the organism in Eukaryota, Metazoa, Chordata, Actinopteri, Syngnathiformes, Callionymidae. The transcript is spliced from 24 exons. Gene Ontology annotation, biological process: lipid metabolic process; phosphatidylinositol-mediated signaling.